AUGGUUGAUUUACACUCUUUGCCCGAGGGCACUUGGCCCGAAAACGCUAUCCGCAACAACGGCCCGGACAGCCUAGUACUCGAGCGAGCCAAGCUGCGUGAACUUGCAGAGGGAUGGCCUUGCUACCGUGAUUCAUGUGAAUGGGAGAAUUUCGAAUCGAUCUUUCACAAGGAUGCCCAUGUGUAUACUACCUGGUCCGGCCGCGUUCACUACAAGGAUUUCAUGGCCGCCUCCAAAGCGGGUAUGGACAAAGGUGCUUUCAUUAUGCACCGCUGCCAUGGAGUGACAACAGAUAUCACACCCGAUGGAACUCGUGCAGUGACCAAAAUGAAGGCGACCAUCACCCAGCGAUUCACCAUCGACGGCUGCGAGGUCGACGCCGAAGCUGAUUGUCGGUUCUGCUUUUUCUUUGAAAAGGUUGAUGGGCGCUGGGGUGCUCAGUUUGUUCGACAUUGGUAUGAGAAGGAUAAGCUUCUGCCAGUGAACCCGAACAAGAUUCCCAGAAUACACGAGGAAAAGCUCAACUCUUAUCCCGAGGGAUACAAGUGUCUAGCGUAUUGUCAGGAGCUCACCAUGGGUGUUACUGUGCUGAAGAAUAUGCCCGGACAUAGGCGACAUGUUGGAACUGUGUGCGGGGAGAAGCAUGAUCUUUUGUACAGACUAUCUAAGGACUGGCUGGAUGGAAAAAGCAUUGAUGUAUAG
Penicillium waksmanii is the source of this 702-nucleotide messenger RNA. RefSeq names its product putative pathogenesis associated protein Pep2. Lineage: Eukaryota; Fungi; Ascomycota; Eurotiomycetes; Eurotiales; Aspergillaceae. The transcript has 2 exons. Bases 1 to 702 code for a protein of 233 amino acids. The record is from RefSeq and is a predicted model, not a curated record.